UUUUUCAGGAAGUUGGGUGUUUGAGAGCUGAGACAGAAAAUAGAUCACAGGGACCGCUCUCAAAGAAACUAAUAAAUAAAGGAUAACUACGCAAUCAUCUGUACAAGCCUGUAACCCAAUACACUAUGUCAAGGCAAUCCAACCGAACCACAGACGGCAAGAAGAUGAACUCAGAGCUGUUCACUCUGACAUACGGAGCCCUGGUAACCCAGCUAUGUAAGGACUAUGAGAACGACGAGGAGGUCAACAAACAGCUGGAUAAGAUGGGAUAUAAUAUCGGAGUGCGUCUCAUCGAAGACUUCUUGGCGCGCUCCAGCAUUGGGAGGUGUCAGGAUUUCAGAGAAACGGCCGAUGUCAUCGCUAAGGUGGCGUUUAAGAUGUACCUGGGCAUCACCCCCAGUGUGACCAACUGGAGCCCAGCAGGGGAUGAGUUGUCCCUCAUCCUGGAAAGUAACCCACUUGUGGACUUUGUAGAGCUGCCUGACAACCACAGCUCCCUGGUCUACUCCAACCUGCUGUGUGGGGUACUCCGAGGAGCUCUGGAGAUGGUACAGAUGGCAGUGGAUGUGAAGUUUGCUCAGGACACCCUGAGAGGAGACAAUGUCACAGAGAUCCGCAUGAAGUUCAUCAAGAGGAUGGAGGAGAACCUUCCGGCCGGAGAUGAGUGAGAGAAACAGAGAGAGGGACAAACCACCACCCUCCACCACUUCUCUUCUCACUCUCCAUCCAUCCUCAAUCUGAUGUCACUCAAGGAGGUACGGAGAGCGAGAGAGAUGUAUAAUGAUAAACCCUUGACUGAAAGAAAGGAGAGACCGAGAAUCAAGAAAUCAAGUCCUUGGGCGCGUCGGAAAUCCAUCUUUCUCUCCUUGUCUCCUUUCCUUCCUCUGCACUGGUCUAAAUACAAAGGUCCGACAGGUGGAAGUUAUAUGCGUUUUGCCAUAUGAUGCAUUUUACAUCAGGAUGAUGUGGCCGGUGACACUGCUUCUUGAAAUAUCCAAUAUCUUGAAAACUUGACUGCUGACCUGCAAGACAUUGUGGAACCAAUACCAAAAUAUAGUUUGGAGUGGAAUUGACCUUUAAAUGCUUCAUAACUACCAGCGAUAGUAGUGCAGAUAAAGUAAAGGAGAGGUGGUUUUUGAGAUAUACCCAUAGAGAUGGGUAGAGGACUCAUCUUUGCCAUUAUAGUGUCUGUGACAGCAUGGACAUCGCCAUUGAGGCUACAACCCAUAGCAAUCCCCACCCAGUUGACUACCUUGAAAUGGAGGAAGCAUGGUGGAAGCCCUCAAUGACGCUGCCCAUGCUAAAACUUCCUUUUGGCCACUAAACGACUCUAUCAUUCUCUAUGGAUGCACCCUUCUGCAGAACUAUGACUCCUGACCUUCUGCUCAUCUGACCCCCCCCCCCCCCC
Salvelinus fontinalis (brook trout) is the source of this 1408-nucleotide messenger RNA. Its product is annotated as trafficking protein particle complex subunit 3-like. The transcript is spliced from 5 exons. The record is from RefSeq and is a predicted model, not a curated record. Gene Ontology annotation, cellular component: cis-Golgi network membrane; TRAPP complex; cytosol. The coding region runs from base 126 to 668 and encodes 180 amino acids. Gene Ontology annotation, biological process: endoplasmic reticulum to Golgi vesicle-mediated transport; intra-Golgi vesicle-mediated transport. NCBI's taxonomy places the organism in Eukaryota, Metazoa, Chordata, Actinopteri, Salmoniformes, Salmonidae.